AUGUCGUUCGACUUAGAGAGCUGUGAGCUCUCCUCGUCAUCAUGCUCAAUUGACGAUAAACUACCAUCCACCAACAAUCUGAUACGAGGCAAAGAAGGACAAUACGCAGUUGGUCGAAAACUUGCUCAAGGUCGCUAUGGUGCUGUUUACGAGGUUUUACGUAAAUCCGAUGGAAGGCCAUUCGCAUGCAAACUCGAAAUAUGCGGUGCAAACUCUCAUGGCUUGGAUAUGGACUAUGUGGUGAUGAGUCAAGCAGCUAAACGAGGGUGCAAUCAUUUAGUGAAGUCAAUCGAUCGUGGAAAAAUAGAGGACCAUUUCAAGUUUCUCAUAAUGCCAUUGCUUGGUGACAAUCUCACGAAAAUUCGACAUCAAUUUGUUGAUGGUCGUUUGUCACUUUCCACCGGCCUGCGCCUCGCUCUUCUGGCUUUGUCUCCUAUACAGGAACUGCAUACAAUUGGUUUCGUUCACAGGGAUAUCAAG
This is a messenger RNA of Cooperia oncophora, 480 nucleotides long. The record is from the annotation of a GenBank genome assembly. NCBI's taxonomy places the organism in Eukaryota, Metazoa, Nematoda, Chromadorea, Rhabditida, Trichostrongylidae.